Ixodes scapularis (black-legged tick) is the source of this 2001-nucleotide messenger RNA. RefSeq names its product histone-lysine N-methyltransferase PRDM9-like. Lineage: Eukaryota; Metazoa; Arthropoda; Arachnida; Ixodida; Ixodidae. The transcript has 9 exons. The record is from RefSeq and is a predicted model, not a curated record. Gene Ontology annotation, cellular component: nucleus. Gene Ontology annotation, molecular function: protein binding. Bases 241 to 1878 code for a protein of 545 amino acids.
GAGAGCGAGAAAAGGUUCGAGAAAUGUAACCGUAAAUGCGUAACCAAAAAUUUUCAUGCAACGAAAUGCGAAAACCGUUAAUAAAAAGUUAUCAUUAUUACGUUUUCCGAUGCGCAGUGUCACGCUCUGUUGACCGACCAAAAAAAAGUGGCGGCAAGCGCGGGAAGUUUAGCAGACGACAGUUGAGCGUCUCUUGGGAAUCCCGCUCUGCGACCGCCACUCGACUGCGCCCUCACGAAAAUGUCUUCCGAAGACCUGCCUCGUUUCAGCCUCAUCCGAGAAUACUUCUCGGAUGAAGAAUGGAACACCAUGUCAUUCUACGUGAAAUCAAGGAUGACAAAUCUCAAGGAAAACUACGAUCUUCUCCUAGGAAUGGGCUGCACUCCACCGGUGCCCGACUUCAUCAAGCCCAAGCCCUCAUCAAGACCUGGAUCGGCAGGGACAAAGCAGGCCUCGACCACUGCCGCCGCAGCACCAUCCGGGAAGGAGAACAGGCCCCCCAAGAGCGCCGUGGCGGGAGCAGCGACGCCCCUGCAGCGAGGAAGUUCCCGCCUGGCUUCGAGGCCCUGCGUGAAGCCACUCUUCGCUGCGCAGGAGAAGCAGGAGGAGGAAUACGAUCCCGGAGAGGGCACCUCGAGCCAGACGCGGUACCCGAAGCGCAGCCGCAAGUCCGUCAACUACGCCGAGUGCGAAGUUCCCUCCGAGGACGAGUUCUUCUACUGCCUGGAGUGCGGCGAAGACCGGCACGGCGACUGUCCCGUCCACGGACCCCUCGAGUUCGUCAAGGACACACCGGUUCCCCCGGGAGACCCCCAGCGGGCGAACAAGACCCUGCCCGAGGGUCUGACGCUGGCCCGGUCCUGCAUCAAGGGGGCCGGGAAGGGGGUCUUCACCCUCAGGCCCCUCCCGGCCAGGCUGUGCUACGGGCCCUACGAAGGCGUGCGCUUCACCGGCUCCGGCGGGGGCAACGGAUACACCUGGAAGGUGCGUGGCCGGGGCGGCUACCUGGUGGACGCCCGGCCCCUGUCGGAGUCCAACUGGAUGCGCUACGUCAACUGCGCCCCCAGCGAGAAGAGCCAGAACCUCGUGGCCUUCCAGCACAGGGGAGGCGUCUACUACCAGACAAAGGCCAAGAUAGCGCCGGGGACCGAGCUGCUCGUCUGGUACGGGGACGAGUUUGGCGCCGAGCUAGGACUCGUCGAAGCCAAGGACGGAGCCCAGAAGAAGCACCAAGAAGAGGCACCGUCCCUCGAGGGGCCAGCGGAGAGCUUCGCGUGCGGGGACUGCGACAGCGUCUUCGCUUCCCUCGAGCACCUCCAGGGACACCGGAAGAAGAUGCACGGGAGGAGAGAGGGCAGGCACCGAUGCGGUCACUGUCCCUACUCCAGCGAUAAGAAACCAGACCUAGUCAGACACGAGCGCACCCACACGGGAGAGAGGCCCUUCGAGUGCGGCACCUGCGGCAAGGCUUUCACGAUACAGUACAGCUUGACCACGCACCAGAGGGUGCACACGGGCGAGCGGCCUCAUGAGUGCCCCGAGUGCGGGCAGAAGUUCGCUCAGCUGGCAAACUUGAGGACGCACGAGAGGACGCACAGCGGAGAGCGGCCCCACGUCUGCCCUGAGUGUGCGAGAGGAUUCGUUGAGAGAGGUCACCUCGCAAGGCACAGGCGAACCCACUCCGGCGAGAAGCCCUAUGCCUGCCACCUGUGCUCCUACAGGACCUCUGAUUUAAGCUACUUGAAGAGCCACGUGAUUCGGGUGCACUCAAAAGAGUAUCCCCACAAGUGCGGGGACUGCGGCAGAGGGUUCCUGCUCCCUUGCGAACUCAGAAACCACAUGAGGAGGCAGCACUCCUCCGACGACCAGGAGCGGUAGAUGGACUCCGUGAUGGGGGAGGGGGGAGGGCACCGGGUCCUAACGACACUGGGGAAACCCGAAGACAAGGGUGACACCGGCGAGUUCUUCUUUUGCUUUUUAAUAAAUACAUUGUACAUAGAA